Molecule: messenger RNA, 330 nt
Organism: Echinococcus granulosus
Lineage: Eukaryota; Metazoa; Platyhelminthes; Cestoda; Cyclophyllidea; Taeniidae
Product: Chromatin accessibility complex protein
Exons: 2
Coding region: 1-330 (109 amino acids)
Cellular component (GO): nucleus; CHRAC
Molecular function (GO): protein heterodimerization activity
Source: RefSeq, a predicted model, not a curated record
AUGCAGGACACAGAGUACAGAGAUGAAAUGAGCGAAUUGCCCCUGUGCAUUUCUCCAUCAAGAAUGCGAACAAUGAUGAAAAGCUCACCAGACGUCGAAUGCGUCAGCACCGAGUCCGUUAUAUCUAUGAUCAAAGCGACGGAACUGUUUAUCAAGGAGCUAGUCACCCUGUCCAACCCACGGGAUCGCAACGAAAUAGGUUACCACCAGCUGUCUGAACUGCAAACUAGAUUUGAUCGGUACUCCUUCCUUUCCGAUAUUCUUCCCCAGAAAAUAACGGCUAGAGAGUGGUCUGAGAAAUACAAGCACCUAUUCCUGUCUACACAAUAA